AAGAGACUUAUAGCACUGGCCAAGCUGCUUGGCGUGAUAGGCGUAUUUGGCUUGAUUCUGCAUAUGGGCACGGUCCUGUAUGCGUCGCGCGAGCCGCGCGGGCUGGUCAACCCGGGGGCCAGCGACGACAGCUACGAGGGCUGGACCGGCAAGUUCAGCAGAAACAGCACAAAGGACAGCAUUUACGCGCCGAACGGGCAGAAGCCGGUGCGCGCGGCACUGGUGGCGCUGGUGCGCAACGAGGACCUGUACGACAUGCGCAAGAGCGUGCGGGAGCUGGAGGACCGGUGGAACCACAAGUACAACUACCCGUACAUAUUCCUGAACGACAAGCCGUUUACCGAAAAGUUCAAGCAGGGGAUCCGGGAUCUGACGAAGGCCAAGGUGGAGUUUGGGACACUGGAAGAAGGCACGUGGGGGUAUCCGGCGUGGAUCGACCAGCAGCGGGCGAAGGAGGAGCGGGAGAAAGCAGACUACAUCAAGGGGGGUAGCGAGUCGUACCGGUUCAUGUGUCGGUUCCAGAGCGGGUUCAUCCACAAGCACCCGCUGCUGCGGGACCUGGAGUUCUACUGGCGGAUUGAGCCCGAGGUGCACUACUAUUGUGAUAUCAACUACGACCCGUUCGUGUACAUGAAGAAGCACGGGUUCAAGUACGGGUGGAAUAUUGCGCCGGAUGAGUACGAGCCGACGGUACGCACGCUGUGGAAAACAACGGUGGACUUUAUGAAGGAGAACCCGCAGUACGUGGCGGACAAGAAUAUUCUGGACUGGGUGCGCAACAAGGACAAUACGUAUACCAAGUGCCACUUCUGGUCGAACUUUGAGAUUGUGGAUCUGUCGUUCUACCGCAGCGAGGCGUACCAGGCGUACUUUGACUAUCUGGAUCGCGCUGGCGGGUUCUUCUACGAGCGGUGGGGCGAUGCGCCGAUCCACUCGAUUGCGGUGGCGAUGUUUCUGCAAAAGUCGCAGGUGCACUACUUUGAGGAUAUCGGGUACUACCACCCGGCGAUGUCGCACUGCCCGAAAGGGUCCAAGGAGGGGGGCUCGUGUGUGUGUGAUCCGGGGGAGGGCUGGGCGAACGACUUUACGUGCGCCAAGCGGUGGAGGGCCAUUUCGUAG
Messenger RNA from Linderina pennispora, 1119 nucleotides. Its product is annotated as glycosyl transferase. The transcript has a single exon. Gene Ontology annotation, molecular function: alpha-1,2-mannosyltransferase activity. Gene Ontology annotation, cellular component: Golgi apparatus; membrane. Lineage: Eukaryota; Fungi; Kickxellomycota; Kickxellomycetes; Kickxellales; Kickxellaceae. The coding region runs from base 64 to 1119 and encodes 351 amino acids. Gene Ontology annotation, biological process: cell wall mannoprotein biosynthetic process; protein N-linked glycosylation. The record is from RefSeq and is a predicted model, not a curated record.